Molecule: messenger RNA, 662 nt
Organism: Cajanus cajan (pigeon pea)
Lineage: Eukaryota; Viridiplantae; Streptophyta; Magnoliopsida; Fabales; Fabaceae
Product: basic blue protein
Cellular component (GO): plasma membrane
Molecular function (GO): electron transfer activity
Source: RefSeq, a predicted model, not a curated record
UGUCCAUAUAUGACUGAAUUAUUUUAUAAGACAGGGAGCUUCCUGAGCUAUAAAAUCCUUCCUUGAGUCUCUGUUUCGAUCAGAAAAGCAAAAAUGGCUGAAGGAAGAAGCAUUGCAUUAAUGGUAUUGUUGUGUAUGUUGGUGCUUUAUUCUGAGAUGGUUUAUGCAGAAACCUACGUGGUUGGGGAUGCAGCUGGUUGGACCUUUAAUAGCAGUCAAUGGCCUAAUGGAAAGAGUUUUAAGGCUGGAGAUGUACUAGAAUUCCAUUAUCCUCCAUUGAUGCAUGACGUGGUGCAAGUGGAUGAGUGUGGAUACAACACAUGCUUUCCUAUAUUAGGAAGAUCAACUUUUCAUUUGUCAGGAAAUGAUCGCAUCGUUCUUUCUCAAGGAAUGAACUAUUUCAUCUGCGCCGUUCCUUUUCACUGCCUCCAAGGAAUGAAAAUGGCAAUCAAUGCUGCAUGAUAUUAUAAUAAAUACUUAUAAUUAUCUAUGUAUUUUCUUAUGCAUUUCAACACCUUUUCUUUUAUAUUUUAAAUUUACCCCUCUUUUUUGAACAUCUUGAAUGAAGAUACAUAUCAUUCUAUUUAGAUGAAUGCAAAAGAAGGGUGAAAAAAAUAUGUGCUAAUGUAUGUUUAAUAAGGACGACUUCUAUUUUAAUAAAU